Molecule: messenger RNA, 1762 nt
Organism: Suillus subaureus
Lineage: Eukaryota; Fungi; Basidiomycota; Agaricomycetes; Boletales; Suillaceae
Exons: 4
Coding region: 108-1706 (532 amino acids)
Source: RefSeq, a predicted model, not a curated record
CCUGGCACUCGGCAGUGCAAUCCUGUUUGCAAUUUCACUGCCAUCAGUGAAUGUGGUACAGCAUCAGCGCUUGAACCCAGCAGGCCCUUAAAGCCUGGGGGAGCAGGAUGAACAGACGCCAUGUCCUCAACUUUACCAUCAUGAUGACCCUCCUACCUUGCGCUAUCCUCUUAUCUGUUCCGUUUGUGUGCGCUUCACUCCCCAGUCUCAAUGAUACCAGUACCCAUGCACUCGAUGCUAGCAACUGUCCAUCCUGCAACACCAGAACCUUAUGGGAUAUUCUCUUGAGCUGUGGCUUAACUUUGUUUGCGUGCACAUGGACUGCCAUCCAUCCGAACAUCCCGGGUAUGGACGAGGGCAAAGUGGCUAUUACCUCCCGUCGUCUAUUCAUCAUGGUUAUAGCGUUGAUCGCCCCAGAACUCAUGAUCACGUGGGCCACGCGGCAGUUUUUCAGCGCUCGUGAUGUUGCAAAGGACUUUAAUGCCAGUGCGCAUCAAGAAUUCAUAAUUUUACCUUACGCGACCUACGACGAUGAUAGAACUAUAUCUACGACGCAGUCUUUCAUCCCUCGUGAAACUUCAGAGGACUUUAAUGAUGCGUUUAGUGCACAAAGUGCCACGACCCACGGCGAUGAUCGAGAUAUAUCAAAGAGCCCAGCCACUUUAGUCAGUGACGUUUCAGAAGCAAGUAGAAGUUCAGGCGUCCCUAGAUAUGCAGAGUUUAAACGAUGGACAAUAACCCAUGGGUUCUUCGCAUGGAUGGGUGGAUUUAUGCUCUACGUCAAUGGCGAGCCGCGAGCUACCCUUACUCCCGAUAAACUCCUGAAGCUCGUCUGUAAGGGAUUUGUGGACUUUCCUGCCAUCACAAAGGCAGAGAUAGAAGAUCGAAGUAAGGGUGAUGGACUGUCCAAAGGCAUCGCCGUUCUUCAGUUGGUGUGGUUCGUCGCCCAGCUUGUUGCCCGUUACAUCCAGAGCCUUCCGAUAACCCUACUUGAAAUUGACACCUUGGCCGUAGCUGCCCUUACCUGCAUUUCUUAUGCUUUGUGGUGGAAGAAACCUAAGGAUGUAGGAUGUCCUUAUGUUGUUCAUCUGAAAGCAGCCACGGCUCUGCCAGGCCAGUUAGCCUAUGGAGACUUUCUUGAUGAUGAUUCCUCAACCAUCGACAUAAGCCGUCCCUCUGAGUCAUACUAUAGGCGGAUUAGGAGACGUAUUGCCUAUCCCUUUUUGUGUCUUAUGGGCAUUAUGGCAACACCUUCCCACCGUGCUAUCCGUUCUCGUCGUGUUCCGUCUCUAGGUGGCUACCGUGACGGUUUUGGACACUACAGCGGUUCGAGGGGGCUACUGACUAGGUAUCGUGAUGGUGAGAUCAUACUUCUCAUUGGAUGUUUCGGUGGUGUGGUGUUCGGAGGGAUACACUGUCUCGGUUGGAAUUACUUUUUUCACAGCCACGCAGAGCACAUAUUAUGGCGCGCAACCUCCCUUGUGCUGAUAUGUGUACCGGUGUUUUUUUUGCUGAAUACCCUGGCAUUCAUGCAUCGCGGGAAGUUUUGGUUAGUAAUAUUUGGUUUUUCUUCUGCACAAAUAGUCUCUCUCAUAUAUAUCAUGGCACGUGUUACGUUAAUUGUACUCAUACUUCUGAGCUUACAAUCACCACCUACUGGCAUAUACGAUACAGUAGCUUGGACCGGGUUCAUCCCACAUUUGUAGUUUCAUUACAUGAUUGAUGUAACUGGGCAUGAUAACCUACUUGAUGGAUCGCUGUU